AUGGUUCAUCUCACUGCUGUCAAGACCGACGACCAGAUCACAAAGCGGAAGGUGGAUUCCAUCCCCGCUCUUGUUGAUACUGAUUCCACCAAUGUCUAUGGCUCCCACUUUGCUGUCGACCACAUGGACCAACAUGAGAUGCCUGAAAAUGAGAUGCCACGAGAGAUUGCUGCUCGCUUGAUUCGAGAUGAGCUAAGCCUCGACGGCAACCCCAAACUGAAUUUGGCUAGUUUCGUCACUACCUACAUGGAGAAGGAAGUUGAGGAGAUCAUGACUGAAUCCUUUAGCAAGAACUUCAUCGACUAUGAAGAGUACCCCCAUUCUGCCGAGAUUCAGAACCGUUGCGUGAACAUGAUUGCUCGUCUUUUCAACUGCCCAACUGAAGAAGGUUCUGACGGUGCCGUGGGUACCUCCACCAUUGGUUCCAGUGAGGCUAUCAUGCUCGGUGUCCUCGCCAUGAAGAAGCGCUGGCAAAACAAGCGCAAGGCCGAGGGUAAGGACUACUUCCAUCCCAACAUUGUCAUGAACAGUGCUGUCCAGGUCUGCUGGGAGAAGGCCGCUCGCUACUUUGAUGUCGAGGAGCGAUACGUCUACUGUACCGAUAAGCGCUUCGUCAUCGACCCUAAGGAUGCUGUCGACCUUGUUGAUGAAAACACAAUUGGUAUCUGUGCUAUCUUGGGUACUACAUACACUGGCGAGUACGAGGAUGUCAAGGCCAUCAACGAUCUCCUUGUUGAGCGAAAGAUUGACUGCCCUAUCCACGUCGACGCUGCUUCAGGAGGCUUCGUCGUACCCUUCACUCAGCCCGAUCUCGAGUGGGAUUUCCGCCUCGAAAAAGUCAUUUCGAUCAACGUCUCCGGUCACAAAUACGGUCUUGUCUACCCCGGAGUCGGCUGGGUGCUGUGGAGAAGCCCUGAGUACUUGCCUAAGGAGCUGGUGUUCAACAUUAACUACCUUGGAGCUGACCAAGCCAGUUUCACCCUGAACUUCUCCAAGGGUGCUUCCCACGUCAUUGGUCAAUACUACCAGUUGAUUAGACUCGGGAAGCGUGGAUUCAAGAGCAUCAUGACCAAUCUCACUCGCGUCUCUGAUUAUUUGAGCUCCCAGCUUGAAGAGAGGGGCAUGGUUAUCUUGAGCGAGACCAAGGGCAAGGGAUUGCCUCUCGUCGCAUUCUGCCUGCCCGAUAACAAGGAUCGCGUUUACGAUGAGUUCGCCCUGGCCCACCAGCUCCGUGAGCGUGGCUGGGUUGUUCCUGCCUACACCAUGGCACCUCACAGCGAGAAACUUAAGCUCUUGCGUAUUGUAGUCCGGGCUGACUUCAGCAUGAGCCGAGCCGAUCAGCUGUUGGCCGAUUUCAACCUUGCUCUGCAGACUCUUGACGAGAUGGACCAGGUCAUGGUUGCCAAGUACAAGACACACAUGGCUAAUCAUCGCAGUCACCCUCGUCACCAAAAUACCCAUCACGCCUACAAGAAGGACGAUCACUCAUUGCAGGGCAAGACUGGCAAGUCCCAUGGCGUGUGCUAG
Messenger RNA from Penicillium taxi, 1527 nucleotides. Its product is annotated as glutamate decarboxylase. The transcript is spliced from 3 exons. Lineage: Eukaryota; Fungi; Ascomycota; Eurotiomycetes; Eurotiales; Aspergillaceae. Gene Ontology annotation, biological process: L-glutamate catabolic process. Gene Ontology annotation, cellular component: cytosol. Gene Ontology annotation, molecular function: pyridoxal phosphate binding; glutamate decarboxylase activity. Bases 1 to 1527 code for a protein of 508 amino acids. The record is from RefSeq and is a predicted model, not a curated record.